Messenger RNA from Haemorhous mexicanus (house finch), 2037 nucleotides. RefSeq names its product hydrocephalus-inducing protein homolog. Gene Ontology annotation, biological process: cilium movement; axonemal central apparatus assembly. Bases 1 to 1794 code for a protein of 597 amino acids. The transcript is spliced from 12 exons. The record is from RefSeq and is a predicted model, not a curated record. Gene Ontology annotation, cellular component: axoneme. NCBI's taxonomy places the organism in Eukaryota, Metazoa, Chordata, Aves, Passeriformes, Fringillidae.
AUGGCCACAGUCUGGCCUGGCCGCAGGUCCACCUGCAGCAGCCACAGCUUAAACACGGGGCUGCCAGCUAUCAGAGGGAAUCGCUUCCAGUUUGGGCACUGUCCUGUUGGGAAGUGCUGCCGCAGGACAUUUACCAUCACCAACCACACCUGUCACCGGUUCAUGGGCUUUGAGUGGGAGGCAGAUGACCCAUUCCAGUUCUGCCCCAAAUUCAAACUGAGCCCAGUUGUGGUUCAGUUCAAGGAUACCUCCCCCUUGCAGACAAGGACAGCCAUGACUGACUGCAGGACCUUAGUCCUGAAAAACAACAGCAUGCUGCCCAUGGCCUGGCAGCUCCGUGGGCUGGAUGACCUUGUUGAGAACUUCUUCUUGUCACAAAAUAAUGGCAUCCUUGAUCCCCGCUCAGAGUUUGAAGUGACACUGCAUUUCAAGGCUGAGCAGAUUGGCAGCAUUGAGAAGACCCUCCGACUAGAGGUUUCAGAUGCAGAAAACAUCCUGGGGGUUGUUCAGACAGAAAACAUCAAAAUCUCUGCAGAGGUCUAUGAUGUUUCUCUGGGCAUUGACAUGCCUGAAGGUGCAGAUGGAAGCUUGGAAUUUGGAACAAUUAAUGUCCUGGAUAAGGUGAAGAAAGUCCUGAGUCUAAAGAUCAAAGGGAUAUACAGGAUUGAGUACAGGUUCACGCUGAAGGGUGCAGGUCCCAGGAUGCAAGACUUGGCAUCCUACUUCACUGUUACACCUCAGUCGGGCAUGGUGAAUGCCUCCCACCCUGAUGCGAGUGUUGAGAUAAUCUUCCACCCCACAAGUGAAAUCCUCCUCAAGAACAUACCCAUCCUGUACUGCCAGGUGAUAGAUGCCAGCUCAGGUGAAGGAGGCCAGGCUGUUACCAACAUCCCAAUAAGAGUGUCGGCCAAAGCCGAGUACAGCAAGUACAGCAUUGUGCCUGCCUCACCCACCGACUUCGGAGCCAUGAUCAAGGGCACCAAGAAGAGCCGGACUGUUGUGCUGAAGAACAACGGCACGCUCAGCUUCAAAUUCCACAUCCGCCGAGAACCCAAGCUUGCAUCUGCAUUGGAAAGCAAAAGUUCAAAGCAAGGGGAAUCUGCUCCAUCAGCUAAAAAGCGCUCAAAAGGAAGGAAAUCAGGCUCCUCGACACAGGGUCACCUCAGGCUUGGCAUGUUCACAGUGUCCCCCUGCUCCGGCUCCGUCCAUCCGUCGCGCAUGCAGUUGAUCAAAGUGGAGUGCCUCGCAGAGCAGGAGGGGACAUGGGAGGAGCAGAUCUACAUUGACAUCAUGGACAGAGACCCCACAGACAAUCCCCUCGGCAUUCCCUUCACCCUGAUUGUCGAGACCUGCGUCCCAGGUACAUACUGCCCACAGUGCCCUUGGUCACACUUGCUGCUGAUCAGACUUGUUGAGAAUGUCACGUCAAUCUUCAAGGAGUAUCCGAUCUGCAGCAGCGCCGACCUCAGCCACCAGCUGCAGUCGGUGAAAGGCACGGGCCUCUUUGUCAGAGAUGAGAAUAGAUUCAUCUUCAGCAAGGUUCAGGUUGGGCAAGAGGCAGAAGCCCAUUUCAGUAUCUGCAAUGCUUGCCGUCUGCCAUGUGACGUGGCCCUCUCCAUCAAACCCCUGCCUGGAGAGGAACAAAGCCUUAUCAACAACAUUUUCAAGCUGGAUCCAGUCAAGAUGUCCAUUCGUGGCUCGUCCUCUGCCGUUGCUACGGUGACCUUCACUCCGCCAGACAAGCAGAGCUACGACUGCACCUUUGAGGCUUCCCUUGAGAUGCCCAAGGGGUAACUGACCCUGUGAAAUAUUGGGGGAGGCCUCACUGAUAGCUGCCUCUCUCUCCCCUGGGAAGGCACAGGCCUCUUGUUAGCUGUAAUGCUUUCAGUAGCCUUAGGCAUGAGAUGAUCUGGGAGUAACUCUUAGAGUAGAAAAAUGAGGCUGAUGGUUUAUUCUGUAUGAAGAACUGUCAAGACAGGGAAAUACUAGGUAGCCAACUGGAAGUUACCCAGAUGUGCUGCAGCUGACCUGGGCGUU